UGUGGACACCGGUACCACGCCGAAUGCCUCCUCACCCUCGUCGAUACGUCCCUGCAGUCUCUCACGGCAUUCCCUCCACGAUGCUGUCGCCAGACGAUCCCCACCGAGACCUUCGAGCACCACAUGACCUCCACACAGCGCGCCCGCUUCGCCGAACGCCAGUCCGAAUUCGACACCCCCAAACGCGUCUACUGCGCGAACCCGCGCUGCAGUCGCUUCCUCGGCGCGCGCGACAAACGCGUCCCCAUCCGGCUCUACACCUGCCCGUCCCCCGCCUGCGCCAGUGCGCGCACCUGCGCGCGCUGCAAGGCCGCGGUCUCUUCGCCCCCCUCCCCCUCACACGUGUGCGCGCACGACGCGAGCCACCGCGCCGCGCUCGCGCUCGGCAGCCGCAUGGGCUGGGUGCGCUGCCCUGGAUGCGAGGCACUCGUCGAGCGGCACGGCGGGUGCGCGCACAUGACGUGCGUGUGCGGCGCGCAGUUCUGCUACCGGUGCCGCGCGCGGUGGAAGACGUGCCAGUGC
Molecule: messenger RNA, 522 nt
Organism: Epithele typhae
Lineage: Eukaryota; Fungi; Basidiomycota; Agaricomycetes; Polyporales; Epitheliaceae
Exons: 1
Biological process (GO): positive regulation of proteasomal ubiquitin-dependent protein catabolic process; protein polyubiquitination; ubiquitin-dependent protein catabolic process
Cellular component (GO): ubiquitin ligase complex; cytoplasm
Molecular function (GO): ubiquitin protein ligase activity; zinc ion binding; ubiquitin conjugating enzyme binding
Source: RefSeq, a predicted model, not a curated record